Messenger RNA from Salvelinus sp. IW2-2015, 1349 nucleotides. It is a transcript of the gene bambia, whose product is annotated as BMP and activin membrane-bound inhibitor (Xenopus laevis) homolog a. Gene Ontology annotation, biological process: negative regulation of transforming growth factor beta receptor signaling pathway; transforming growth factor beta receptor signaling pathway; positive regulation of canonical Wnt signaling pathway. The record is from RefSeq and is a predicted model, not a curated record. Gene Ontology annotation, molecular function: frizzled binding. Lineage: Eukaryota; Metazoa; Chordata; Actinopteri; Salmoniformes; Salmonidae.
AUGGAUCGCCAUUCCAGUUUCAUUUCCAUUUGGCUACAACUGGAACUCUGUGCCAUGGCUGUUCUUCUAACUAAAGGAGAAAUACGGUGUUACUGUGAUGCCCCCCACUGCGUGGCCACGGGCUACAUGUGUAAAUCUGAUCUAAACGCCUGUUUCACCAAGGUGCUGGACCCAAUGAACACMAACUCUCCCCUCACGCACGGGUGUCUAGAUCCCAUAGCGAACGCUGCCGACAUGUGCAGCUCUAAGAACACAAAUGCCCUGAGUGAGGGUUUGUCUAUGCUGGAGUGCUGUCACGACGAUAUGUGCAACUACAGAGGCCUUCACGACCUGGCUCACACCAGAGAAUCAACAGAGCACGGCAGGUACCAGCCUGAGAGCAACAACCGUCACCUGGUCACGCGGGUACAGGAGCUGGCCUCGGCCAAAGAGGUGUGGUUCAGGGCAGCGGUGAUCGCGGUGCCCAUCGCUGGAGGCCUCAUCUUGGUCCUUCUCAUCAUGCUGGCCUUACGGAUGCUCCGCAGUGAGAACAAGCGGCUGCAAGACCAGAGGCAGCAGAUGCUGUCACGGCUCCACUACAGUUUCCACGGCCACCACACCAAGAAGGGCCACAUGGCGAAGCUAGACCUGGAGUGUAUGGUGCCCGUGACAGGACACGAAAACUGCUGCCUCACCUGUGACAAGAUGAGACAGGCYGACCUGGGGAACGACAAGAUACUGUCUCUGGUACACUGGGGGAUGUACAGUGGGCGUGGGAAGCUGGAGUUUGUAUGACUUACUUUUCUAAGUUUGUUUGACUUUACUUAAUGUCCCCCCCCCCGCCCAAAAAACAGCCAAGGCUGUCUCCUCUACUCGUUGGGUUUUCUCUUUUAAUUUUAAAAAUGAAUCCCCCGUUUUGUCUAUUUUACUUAACAGCUGGUUUUUUUCAAUGGAGGGGAAAAAAAGAGGACUGAACUGAACGCAAGCCUUGUGGUUUUUGCUGAAGGAGCACUUUACUUGAAAAUGAAAGGCAAACCAUCGAGGCUGUAUUUAAACUUGAGGACAGGACUGACCGACGGACUGAGAAAGCUCUGUCAAGACCCUGUCUGCAUGUGGAUCCUGGACUUUACACGGAGCGCUGAAGGAUUCCAAAUCUGUCUUAUUUGCACAUUUGUAAAAAGUAAAAUAAGUUGUUUUGCUUAAAAAGAAGCUACGUAGAAGAAGACUUUUACACUGACACCAGGGUUAAACAACAAUAAAAUAGUUCAAUAAUUCAGUGUUGACUGUAGGUGUGUGCACUCCUCUGUACGUUUCUUGAUCCAAGCCUAUUGUAAAGAUUUAAAAUAUAUAUAUUUUUGUCUGAAAAGAAA